UUGUUGUGGCUGAAAGUGAGGAAUUGAGACCCUGAAGAAGAGGAAACAUCUGCUUGAAUUUAUAUAGAGGGAAAAGUUGCUUUUGAGAAUCCAACUGUAGGAGAUCCAAGCAGCCAAAAGCACUGCAGGAGAUUAAAGAAGUUCCGGAAACUGUGAAGGAAAUGACCCAAAGAACUGUCUCAAUAUCAGUCUUGCAACACUUCCCAUGAAUCGGAUACUAUGCAAUGAAAAAGUAUUGUCGCAGCAGUACAACAGCUUCAGGCUCAAGCAUUUCAAUCAUCUCUGAGUCUCAGACCCAAGACCCUAAGGUAAACAAGAUACCAGCCUUUUGCAAGGAGGAGGUUUCAUUCCUGUCUAUUUCCAAGGACAAGAGGAUGGCUGCCACUCUAGGACUUAUUUCCAUGCUUUGUUGCGUCAUGUUAUUUCCUAGACUGCAUGCUGUCAUUUUGUAUACAGAGUCAAACUCAUCAUCCUCACCCAUUGCCAACUUGACGCUGAAUCCCGAAAAACUAAAGCUGACCUGGGACAGCAGUGUCACUGUUACUGAAUACACCUGUUCUAUGAAAGCAGGCAAGAGAGUAGUACGGAAAACGGUGUACAAUAAAACCUGCAUGUUUAGCAUAAGCCAAGCUAAGCCUAUACAUAAAGGGGCAUUAUUUCAAGUUCAAGCAACGUACAACAACACUUUCUAUUCAGGAGAAGGCAGAUUCAUUCCUCAAGGCAUGAAUGGAACUUCUGUUGAAAAUUUCUCCUGUGUGAUUUACAACAUUUCCUUCAUGAAUUGCACUUGGGAAGCCGGCAGGAAUGCUCCAGAAGAUACCCAAUAUUUUCUUUUCUGGCAAUACUCAAAGGAAGAAGAUGAACAAGAGUGUCCACAUUACGUAAGAGAUGCACCUGGAAGACAUAUCGCAUGCAGUUUUCAAGAUGUGAAAGACAUUAAAAAUACAGUUUACUUCCUGGUGAAUGGGUCCAGCAAUGAAUCGGAGAUUCAGUUUUAUGAUGAGUACAUCGCACUAUAUGAAAUUGAAAAACUCACUCCUCCAUUAAAUAUCACUGUAAGCUGUUCUGAAGACCGAGCAGAGUGUAUAGUGCAAUGGAAAUGGCCCCAGCUAAGCCAUUUGGAAGGAAAUGGAGAUGGCUGCUUUGAGUAUCAAAUUGACAUUCAAAAUAAGAAAACUAAUGCCAAUCCCAAGGAAAGCUGCAAUGAGUGUCCUACGGUAACAGAAACAAGCUACACAUUUCAGAAUUACAAUGGGGAAAAAAAAUACUCCUUGCAAAUCAGAGCAAAAGGAGAUACUUGUCGCAUAAGCCAGAAUUGGGGGGAAUGGAGUGAGCCCAUUGAGUUUGGUACAGAUGGUAACCCAGAUGAUGCAGUUCUUACAUAUGAAACUGUUUUACUCCUCAUAGCACUUGGAACAAUCCUUGUGGCACUGGUAAUAUUUUUUCUCUGCAAAAGCUGCUCUGAGCUGAGGUGGGGCUGAACACCAGAACUGAGAUCAGAGAACCCAUCUCCCCUGUCUUCUCAAUGACCUCCUGCUAGCACUCAGGCAACAUGGAGAAGGGAGGAGUGUGAUUCAGAUGCAGGGAGAUCAAGAGCCCAAUGUAAGGCAUUGCAUGAGAAGUCUUGGGGAAUAGAUUCGGACAAGGAGUGUUGGGAGCAAAAACUGGGCCUGGCUGGGCAAAACUACAUCUGGGAGCCAAAGAGAGAAAUGUGGGAAAGACAGGGAGAGAAUGGGUGUGGGGGAAACUGAGAUUGAAUGAGAAACUGAGUGAGAUUGGGACUGGAAACCAGUGGGAUGAGGAGAAGGUGUGGAGAGGGGAGAGAGAUUUGACAAUGAGCUGGGCUGGAGGAGGAGAACUGUGGCUAACAGGGCAAUGAGACUGGGACAAGCAGCCAGGGGAGGUGAGAACACUGAGAUUGGACGAGAAGCCCCAGGAGAGAGACUGGGAGCAGGGGAGGAAACUAGGACUGGCUGAGCAAGACAGCUGGGGACAAGGAACUCAGGCAUGAGGAGAGGGAGGACUAGUAAUGGCUGGGCAAGGAGAUUGGGAGUUGGAGAGGAUAGUGGCUGGGCCUUACUGGACAAAGAGCCUGGGAUUGGGAUCAGAUGCCUAAGGAGUGGAGACUGGAACAGGCUAGUGAGGAGAAUGGGAGUGGUAGCUAGUGGUGGGAUAGAGAUAGGACUGUGAGAGGAACAGGUUGUGGGGAAUGGGGAAGAAAGGGUAAAGCCAGUGGGGGAUGGACAGAAGAGUCUCUGCCCUCCGGAGCCUGAAAUGGAACCCAAGAUCCCUGAGUCUCAUAAUUCCCUUGCUGUCAGCAAAAUCUGUGAACCCCACUGGCAAAGUGUCCCAUCUCCCUCUAACGUUGGUCCACAGAGGAUAACAACCUACUAUUGGUAUCAGUUAUCUAUUAGCUGAAAUGGCAGAGGUCUAUGUGGUAGAGGUUGAAAGGUUCCAAACCUGCUGAUGAUCCAUGAAGGUGUCAAUUUGAUGCCAUAUGAUAGAAUUUCUGCUUUUUUUUCAACUGCCUUUUUUGAAAACUUUGGCAAUUACACACCAAAAAUCCAUUAAAUCACAUUAAUGUGGUAAAGUCAAGCACUCAGAAGUUAGGAAAUGGCAACUUGUACAACCUUGAUUUAUCAUCCUUCUACAUAUGCAUUAUGAUACAGUCUUUAAUUGCAUGAUCACAUGCCAUUUUUUCCACAGGACCUCUGCCUCAUUCAGUGCACAGAAUGGUGCACAUUUAAUGAACUGCUAGUCAUUAUUUUGUUUUAUCCUCAUUAUUCAGUCUGUGGGCCCCAGGC
Molecule: messenger RNA, 2804 nt
Organism: Gopherus evgoodei (Goodes thornscrub tortoise)
Lineage: Eukaryota; Metazoa; Chordata; Testudines; Testudinidae
Product: granulocyte-macrophage colony-stimulating factor receptor subunit alpha-like
Exons: 12
Coding region: 225-1481 (418 amino acids)
Biological process (GO): immunoglobulin mediated immune response; cytokine-mediated signaling pathway
Cellular component (GO): membrane; external side of plasma membrane
Molecular function (GO): cytokine receptor activity; protein binding
Source: RefSeq, a predicted model, not a curated record